Messenger RNA from Ceratina calcarata, 2705 nucleotides. RefSeq names its product pre-mRNA splicing factor crn (gene crn). Gene Ontology annotation, cellular component: U2-type catalytic step 2 spliceosome; Prp19 complex; post-mRNA release spliceosomal complex. The transcript is spliced from 14 exons. Gene Ontology annotation, molecular function: protein binding. The record is from RefSeq and is a predicted model, not a curated record. Bases 362 to 2416 code for a protein of 684 amino acids. Gene Ontology annotation, biological process: mRNA splicing, via spliceosome; spliceosomal complex assembly. NCBI's taxonomy places the organism in Eukaryota, Metazoa, Arthropoda, Insecta, Hymenoptera, Apidae.
UUCAGCUCAGAUGUGCCCAAUACUGAUUCUCAGUGCAUGGUUUAGGUACUCCUGGGUACUCCUAACCUUUUAAUUUGUUAUAUAUUUACCAAAAUAAAAUUCCAUCAUUAUAAAUUAUUCACGUUUUACGAAAGAGAAUAGUACUAAGUAAUAAACAUAAAUUCUGAUCUUAUAGUUUUAAUUCAUUAAUAUGCAAGUUACCUAUAAUUUUCUACGAAGAACAGUGCAUUAAAGUAGAAGUAUAAUAACGCAAAAUAUUUUGUAGGUACAGAUUAAUGACUUUAUUUAGUAGUAUCUUGUGUGUAUGAGAUUUAAUGAAUUAUUUAUUAUUGUGAAAAAGAGUUAAAUUAAAUCUAAUACCAUGGAAAAAUCACAGAAAAUGCCCAAAGUAGCAAAGGUAAAGAAUAAAGCACCUGCUGAAAUUCAAAUAACAGCAGAGCAGCUUUUGCGUGAGGCUAAAGAAAGGGAUCUUGAGAUUUUACCACCGCCACCGAAGCAAAAAAUCUCGGAUCCCCAUGAAUUGGCUGAUUAUCAACAUAGAAAGCGUAAAGCUUUCGAGGAUAACAUCCGUAAAAAUCGUAUGGUUAUUUCAAACUGGAUAAAAUAUGCACAAUGGGAAGAAAGUCAGAAACAGAUACAGAGAGCAAGAUCUAUAUAUGAACGUGCUUUAGAUGUUGAUCAUAGAAAUAUCACAUUAUGGUUGAAAUACACCGAAAUGGAAAUGAGAAAUCGUCAAGUAAAUCAUGCCCGGAAUUUAUGGGAUCGUGCAGUUACUAUAUUACCUAGAGCAAAUCAAUUUUGGUAUAAGUACACGUACAUGGAAGAAAUGUUAGAGAAUAUCGCUGGUGCACGUCAAGUAUUUGAAAGAUGGAUGGAAUGGGAGCCUGAUGAACAGGCUUGGCAAACGUACAUUAAAUUUGAAUUACGGUACAAGGAAAUACAGAGAGCUAGACAAAUUUACGAACGAUUCGUGAUGGUUCAUCCUGAUGUUAAGCACUGGAUAAAAUACGCACGAUUUGAAGAGUCCCAUGGUUUUAUCAAUGGGGCUCGUAUUGUUUAUGAGCGUGCCAUUAACUUUUACGGGGACGAAAAUUUAGAUGAAAAGUUAUUUAUUGCAUUUGCAAAGUUCGAGGAAGGACAAAGAGAACACGAUCGAGCUAGGGUAAUUUAUAAAUACGCGUUAGAUCACAUUCCAAAAGAGAAAACUCAGGAGAUCUAUAAAGCAUACACGAUACAUGAGAAAAAAUACGGCGAUCGUUCAGGUAUCGAAGAUGUAAUUGUAAGCAAACGAAAAUAUCAGUAUGAACAGGAAGUGAAAGAAAAUCCUUCUAAUUAUGAUGCCUGGUUUGAUUAUUUGAGAUUAGUCGAAUCAGAGGGAAAUGCAGACAUUAUCAGAGAAACUUAUGAACGCGCAAUAGCCAAUGUACCUCCAACUAAAGAAAAACAAUUUUGGAGGAGAUACAUUUAUUUGUGGAUAAAUUAUGCUCUUUUUGAAGAACUUGAUACUGAAGACGUAGAAAGAUGUCGCCAAGUUUACAGGGCUUGCUUAGAAUUAAUUCCUCACAAGCAUUUUACAUUUUCUAAGAUAUGGCUACUUUAUGCAUACUUUGAAAUAAGACAGAAGAACUUGACAGCAGCUAGGAAAACAUUAGGUAUGGCAUUAGGUAUUUGUCCAAGGGAUAAAUUGUAUCGUGGAUAUAUUGAUUUAGAGAUACAAUUAAGAGAAUUCGACAGAUGUCGAAUUUUGUAUGAAAAAUUCCUCGAAUUUGGCUCAGAGAAUUGCACCACGUGGAUGAAAUUCGCAGAAUUGGAAACGCUGUUAGGUGAUGUAGAACGAGCAAGAGCCAUUUACGAAUUAGCUAUAUCACAGCCAAGACUGGAUAUGCCUGAACUUCUAUGGAAAUCAUAUAUCGAUUUUGAGAUAUCCCAGGAUGAAACGGAAAAUGCGAGGCAGCUGUUUGAGAGAUUAUUGGAACGUACGCUUCACGUCAAAGUUUGGAUUGCAUACGCCAAAUUUGAAUUGGCAAAUUCAGCGUCCGAAGACGGUGUUGAUAAUGUUGUUUUAGCACGAAGAAUUUUUGAACGUGGGAAUGAUGCGCUUAGAUCGAACGGUGAUAAGGAAAGUAGAGCGCUGCUUUUAGAAGCGUGGAGAGAUUUCGAAAACGAGAAAGGGGAUGAUGAGACUAGGACGAAAAUUAUGGAGAAAAUGCCUCGAAGGAUCAAACGCCGCAGGCGCAUUGUUGGAGAAGACGGGAGCGACGACGGUUGGGAAGAAGUGUUCGAUUUCGUUUUCCCAGAAGAUGAAUCACAAAGACCGAACCUUAAAUUCUUGGCGUCUGCCAAAGCUUGGAUAAAGCAGAAAGAAAUGAGUGAGAAGAAUGAAAAUAGCCAAAAUGGUCAACCGGAAUCUAGUUAACAAAAUCAUUUGGCUGUUCUUCUUGUAAAUAAAUUAAUUGUUUCUUAUUGUGUGUAUAUAUAAGUAAAGUUUUGAACUUUUUCAUCUUAAGUAUAUGACAUUGAAAUACACGAUUAUAGAUAUUUUCAACAUAAAAGGAUCAUUUAAACAAACAACCGAGUAUUCAAUAACCCUCUCGUAAUGUAUUUUUAUAGUAACUUUAAUGUACAGUUUUGUAUUUCACAAUGAAAAUGUAAAUUUAUAAACAUACAUACAUCGAUCUCAAAGGUAUUUUUAUUCAACCACUUAU